AGCAGUCCUGCAGUGCAUGUAUGCGCGAGAGUUUGAGCCUGGCCGGUCCUCUGCGUGUGUCUUCAUGAAACCCACCCUGAUGUGGGCUGAUUGUUUGCACACCAGGCGCUACAGCACUUCUGAAUCGGGGGAGUUGCAUGCAGGGUUGGAAAUAAAGACACACGAAAUGGAGCGUUCGCUGGAAAUCUCCCAAGCAGGACGUGAACAUGACUCCGACGUAAAGGAUAACAGGACAUGUUGCAUGUCGAUGUGUUUUUGGGCUUCACCCUGUUGCAUCAUAGAGUGCGGAGCAGGCUCCUCCACUCCUCCUCUCGCUGCUACUGGCCUCUCACUCCCUCCCGCCUGCUUCACGCCUGCCAUGGAUACAGUGGUCCUCAGUUCCUUACUGAACGGAGCCCUUCUGCUGGUGUGUGUGGGGCUGCUGCUCAGCUUCUGCGUCAGCUGUGGACAAUCAUGGAGGCAGACUUCUAUCCACCAGUUCAUUCAAGGCGAUCAUCAAAAUGAAGUGUACAAUCCUGGAAACUUCAGAGUCGUGAGGCCUAUGACUACAGUCGUCCCUGACAGGACCCCGGCUCCCUCCUCCCUCAGAUCCUCAUCGCAGGAGCCAGAGCGCCGACCCUCAUACACUCCAACUGAAGAUGAUGAUUACGUCAACCAAGCCAAAGACAAGCAAGGCAAUGGUGAUGACAGCGACAGACAAAGUUACAUAGAGGUUAUACCGGGCGAUACCUCCAGCCCGGCGAAGAACGAGUCUCAGCCCAGCCAGUGUUCAGGCAAUGAUGAGAUUUACGUGAAUGUAGAACAAAAGUCUGUCUCUGCAUGUCCAGGCAUGGAAUCAGGCCAGGCUGGAAACUGUUCUGUGGAAGUUUGCAGCCUGGACAGGCCGGAACCCGCUUCACGCUGCCUCAACAACGGGGAAUAUAUCAACAUGCAGGACCAUGAGAACGGGGGUCUAACACCAGGCAAAUCCCAAGAGAGCAUGGAGAGCGAUGAGAACGACAGCACAGACUACGUCAACACCUCCCCGAAAUAGAGCUUCCACUUUCGUUGUGAUGAGCUGAUUUGUUGGCGGAGGUGUGGUGGCAGAGAAGCAGAGGGAGAAUGUGCCUGCGCCUGUUUUUUUUUUUUUUUUAACUGACAACAGCCAGCAUGAACGUGUCUAGUGCAUAUGACAGUGGGGCGCCCCUGUCUGUCUGUUGCUGCAAUUCCCUGUAUAUGGUCACAGCAACCUUGUUAACAAUCUUGAUUUGAGUGAGCAAAUGCAGGGCCUCUCCCAUACCACUCAGGAAGUUUCAGGUUAGUAGUAAGGGGGGGAGGGCAGGGAUGGCGGGCAGCUUUCUAUGUCAUUUUAAUCUAUUAUCUUGCUGACAACCCCUGAGAAUGUUUAUAGUGAUCAAGUCAGUCAUUUUUAUUUAACAUUUAUUGUCUUUUCAUUUUUGAUAUUGCUACGGUUUUGUUUACAGUGAUCCCCUGCCUAUCGCGGAAGUUACGUUUCAGACCCAUCAGUGAAAAUAUAAACCAUAUAAACAUUUUUUUAUAGUUUAAGGCUUAAAAUACCCCUCUCACAUGUUUUAAACACAUGUAAACUUAUUAAAACUCACUUUGUAAACACAUAGGAUAUUUGGAUAUGAGUAACAUGAUAAUAAUAAUAUGUAAUGUAUACACACAUCGCAGAGAAAUGUGAAGCAUCGGGGGAAAAUCCGCAAUAUAGAGGGGGGUGCGAUAGCUGAACUGCGAUAUAGCGGGGCAUCACUGUAUAUAGCUGAUUCCAUUUAUUUGGCUGUAAAUGUAUGUAAUUCAAAAGGUAGAGUAGACCUUAAACUGUAAAACAAUGUUUUAGAUCCUGUUAUCUGUUGGAUUAACAGCGAUGGUUUCAGGACCACAAACUGAAGACUCCAUGUCCUCUUGGUUGCAGGAGUCUGGUUUACUUACCGUUUUUUCUCUAAUAAAUGUUAAUUGCACAGCA
Molecule: messenger RNA, 1966 nt
Organism: Brienomyrus brachyistius
Lineage: Eukaryota; Metazoa; Chordata; Actinopteri; Osteoglossiformes; Mormyridae
Exons: 14
Coding region: 17-1033 (338 amino acids)
Source: RefSeq, a predicted model, not a curated record